AUGUCGCAGCCAGUCUCGGCCCUGACUUCGGCCUCAGGCCCCGAGAAACACGCGAGAUCUCGCGCCCCCAAGGAAACACCAACAGCCAACCACACCACCAAACCGCGCAGCUGCGUCAUAUGUCGCAGUCGAAAGGUGCGCUGUGAUAAAUUAUCGCCAUGUUCAAAUUGUCGUCGGGCAAAUAUCGCGUGUGUCUUUCCGGCAAAAGAUCGCUCGCCACGAUGGGCACGCCGUCUCGAUCGGCUCGGCAACACUGCGGUGUCGAAUCCGCAGGCAUCGCAGGACGUCAUGGAAAGAGUUCGAGAUCUUGAGAAUCUCGUCAAGGAGCUUAAUGGACAGCUCGAACAGGCCAACAGAGGAGGUCAUUCUGCUAGGUCGUCACUCACCUCGCCUGGGAGCUCCACGCACCAGGAAGGAGCAUCGUCGAGUGCACGCCAUGGACAGAACCAGUUUGGGCGGCUGGUUCCUGAAGAUCCCAGUCGAAGUCGCUAUGUUAGCAGCGGCUUCUGGUCUCGGGUUAAUGAUGAACUAGAUGGAUUGAAGACGGAUACCGAUGGUGCUUCGCCGGAGGAUUUAGAUACAUCGGAUGAGACAUCGCUUGGAAAGACGCCAUCUACUCAGGAACUGAACCGAACGCCUUCAGAGCGCCAUGCCUUCUUAUUUGGACACAACUUGAGUUCUUCGACUGUUGACCUUAAAGCACUUCGUCCAUUACCAUCCCAGAUAUCCUACCUUCUGGACGUGUUUGCGGAGAACGUCAACAUCAUCACCCAGGUGGUUCAUCUUCCCACCGUGAAGAAGAUGGUCCGUGGUAUGCGUGGCAGAGACAUGAGUCUUAGCCCAGCCAACGACGCUUUACUAUUCUCCAUCUACUACGCGGCCAUAACAUCCAUGGAGGAAGACGAUGUCAUCGCCGACUUUGGUUCCGCCAAAACAGAGCUCAAUCUCAGAUAUCGUCUCGGUCUAGAGCAUGCUCUGGCAAGGGCCGAUUUCCUCGCCAAACCAGAUCUAGUACUGGUACAAGCAUUCUCCAUCUUUCUCCUCCUCGCUCGCCGGCACGAUAGUCCACAGUUCGUAUGGAUGAUGACUGGAUUAGCCAUCCGCAUGGGUCAGUCUAUUGGACUACAUCACGAUAGUGCUCAUUUCGACCAUCUAACCCCAUAUGAGAUUGAAAUGCGACGGAGGGUCUGGUGGGUUUUGUGCAUGCUAGAUGGGAGAGCAUCAGAAGACCAGGGAACGGAGUGCACCAUCCCACUCGGUAGCUUCGAUACAAAAAUUCCCCUGAAUAUCAACGACGGCGAUAUCGGGUCAGACUCAAAAGAGAUGCCUCGAGAACGUGAGGGCUUAACGGACAUGUCGUUUGCGCGCGUGUCAAUUGCCAUGUGCGAUGCUGCGAGGCAGAUGACUACGGCUCACAGUUUCCAGGUCAAGACCCCAAGUCCAGAAGACCAAAGCCGUCUGCUGGUCGAGAUCGACCAGCGUCUCCAGCAGAGCUUUCUUCAAUAUUCUAAUGACCCGGAAAACAUCACAUACUGGGUCCUCGCGACAGUUUCCCAGCUUGUGAUGUCCAAAAUGAACCUUCUCAUCUAUCUUCCCGUUCUCUUUUCCUCUCCAAGCGAACACUUUUCAGCCGAUCUCCGGACCAAGCUUCUAGUGUCGGCCAUCGAGGUAGCCGAGUACAACCAUGCCCUGAACGCAGAGGAGUCCUGUCGUCAGUGGCGCUGGUUGUUUCAGACUUACACCCACUGGCAUGCAGUUGUCUACAUUCUGAUUGAAAUUUCUCGGCGUCCAUGGUCGCCUAUCGUCGAGAGGGCCUGGAUAGCCCUCCAUAGCAUCUGGUUGAUCCCGAACCGAUUUCUUCACACCAACAAGAACCCGCAGAUCUGGUUUCCCCUGCGAAGGCUGAUGGCCAAGGCAAAGAAGCAUCGUCGGACCGAGCUUGAGCGACUCAGUAGUGACAUGGAAAUUGCCGAACAGCUCAGAAUAGAGGAUGAGAAGAUACCUCUACCCUCAAGCUCAGGACUGUUUCCAGAGGGGCCCGAUACUGCUGGUAUCUAUCUCCGCAGAUGGAGUCACCUGGUAACGAUUUCGAAUGCACCCGAUGUUACCAAUCCACCUGGGCCUUCUACUUAUGCAACCCAGCCAAGCAAAAGUUCCAUCCUUGAACAUAAUGAAGGCGCUGCUAGACCUCCAUCGGAUGGGAAUUCUUCAAGCACAGACCUUGGACAAGCUCUUGAACCGGAUAAUAGUCCAUUCUUCCCCACGUUCCAGGGAAACGCCACUUCCAUUGACCAUUUGCUGUGCGCUGAGGCUUACCCGGCCCUUGAUCCUUUCGGAAAUGUGACUGCAACUCCAAGUGACAUCAAUAUGGAUCUUGAUGGCAACGUAAACUGGUAUGAUUGGGUCGAGUCUGCUAGAGGGGUGGAGCUUGCACCUAACUCCGAGUAA
Molecule: messenger RNA, 2448 nt
Organism: Aspergillus wentii DTO 134E9
Lineage: Eukaryota; Fungi; Ascomycota; Eurotiomycetes; Eurotiales; Aspergillaceae
Exons: 3
Coding region: 1-2448 (815 amino acids)
Biological process (GO): regulation of DNA-templated transcription; DNA-templated transcription
Molecular function (GO): DNA-binding transcription factor activity, RNA polymerase II-specific; zinc ion binding; DNA binding
Source: RefSeq, a predicted model, not a curated record